AUGUGGGCGGCGGCAAUCGCGAGCUUCUUUGUCUUCUCACUUUUAGCGUGGCCUUCAGCGCAAAAUUAUAGGUUGCACGGCAACACCGCGACAUUAUUGGAUUCCUAUUACGCGAAGACUCCGCUUUCAUUUGAGAGGUCGAGGAUACAACAAUCUCAAGAUGCCAAGCUUCCAGACGACAAGGUCAUUGUCAUGGCCAGGACCCAGAGCGAACAUACGGAAUGGGUAGCAGAGAACCUCUCUGGCUGGCAUUCUGCAAUCUACAACGUCGAUAACACUUCCGCAGCUCUCCACACUCCGCUCAACAAGGGCCGCGAAGCAAAUGCCUAUCUCCUCUUCUUGAUCCAACACUACCAUAAUCUCCCUUCCAUAAUCGUAUUCCUGCACGCGCAUCGCGAUACCUGGCCCGCAGCAUGGCACAACGAUGCGCCCGCCUACGACAACGUGAAAGUUCUGGACGCGCUCAAACUAGACUACGUCCGCAGCCAAGGCUACGUCAAUCUCCGCUGCAACUGGAUCCCCGGUUGUCCCGACGAGCUCCAAUACAAGCGCGAGCAGAAAACCACCGGCAAUCUGACUCUGGAUGUUCAAAACGCCAAGGAGAACGUCGAAAACAAGCUUCCGGAUGUCUGGCGGCAUUUCUUCGGCGAGGAUUCCGAGGUGCCCGAAGUCAUCGCCGCGGCAUGCUGUGCGCAGUUUGCGGUCACCAGGGAGCAGGUCCUCCAACGCCCGCGCAGCGAUUAUGUCCGGAUGCAUCGGUGGCUGAUGGAGACGGAAUUCUCCGAUCAGCUGAGCGGAACGCUCAUGGAGUACUUGUGGCAUAUCAUCUUUGGGCAGGAGCCUGUUCACUGUCCACAAAUGGGUGCGUGCUACAAGGACGUUUUUGGUAAAGAUGAAUGGUGA
This is a messenger RNA of Dissoconium aciculare CBS 342.82, 903 nucleotides long. RefSeq lists its product as uncharacterized. The coding region runs from base 1 to 903 and encodes 300 amino acids. Lineage: Eukaryota; Fungi; Ascomycota; Dothideomycetes; Mycosphaerellales; Dissoconiaceae. The transcript has 3 exons. The record is from RefSeq and is a predicted model, not a curated record.